Molecule: messenger RNA, 6797 nt
Organism: Pseudophryne corroboree (corroboree frog)
Lineage: Eukaryota; Metazoa; Chordata; Amphibia; Anura; Myobatrachidae
Gene: OSMR
Product: oncostatin M receptor
Exons: 18
Coding region: 401-3271 (956 amino acids)
Biological process (GO): cytokine-mediated signaling pathway; positive regulation of cell population proliferation
Cellular component (GO): external side of plasma membrane; signaling receptor complex
Molecular function (GO): oncostatin-M receptor activity; cytokine binding; ciliary neurotrophic factor receptor binding
Source: RefSeq, a predicted model, not a curated record
AGUGUUUGUUCAAGUCCUAACCUGCGGCUGUGGGCCUAUGAAAAAAAUCACAAUCUAAAAGAAAAACAAAUUUUCAUUUUCCUCUGUAAAUCCAGACUUGUGUAGAAAGCUGAUAUGAUUCAACUGCCUCUUCCUGUAAAUCCACCCACUCUCUGGGUGUUGGGAUUUCAGUAUAAGACAGAUGCUUUAGUGUGGAAAGGACUUGGGAGAAUUCCUAACACAAACUCUGAAAUCUGCCGACUGCUCAUUUAACAUCUUUUCAACAACAAGUCUUUAACGUAGAACUAUCCAGGAUCGAGGCUGUCUUUCACGUGCUCUUUAACUUUUUCGGAAUUGUCAGAACUUGGGAAGGGAAUUUUUGUUUUCGUAAAGGAACAAUAAAUGUGCUUACAAUAAAUCAAUGGACUGUUAUCCAGAACUUCAUGGUGUAGUCAUUGCCCUUUUCCUGACUCUUCAACCUGGAGUGUGGCAUUGCCAAGAACCUGAACUGCGGGAACUUAAGCUUCGCCAUGAUUCCUCUCAGCAGCGUUUGUUUGUAGAAUGGAAUCUCUAUGAAAAAUCACAUGCGCCUGAUGUGGAGAUACAGUUUCAAAUUCAAGUAGCCCGUUCUAAAAAACUAAAUAUUAUCCUGAAUGAAACUUAUACCACGACUCUGUCCGGAUCUGGGGAACCCUACAGAUGGACGUGGGACUCUCAGCUGCCAUUAGAAUGUGACUCUCACUCUGUGCGCAUUCGGAGUGCACUUCUAGGGAGACCUUGGAGUAUGUGGAGCCCAUGGAAGACUCAUCAUGGACACAGUAAUGGGGACAGAACAGUCAUUUACCCCCAUGAGAAAAUAGUUCCUGUGGGGUCCAAUGUCACUUUCUGCUGCUUUCCUGGACACAAUCAGAGAGUGGAGUAUAUGCGUUAUGGAGGGCCAAUAUACAACAGCACAUCUCUCAGCCUGGAAACAGACAGCUAUGCAAUAACAGUGCAAAAUGUGACUAUAACCAGGUCAGAUGGGGCCAAUGUUAUUUGCCGCGUGGCUGGGAAAAACCAUGGAACUGUACUUAUUGUCAGCAAACCACCAGAUGAACCCAAAAACUUUUCCUGUAUAACACAAGAUAUGGAAACUUUAAAUUGCACCUGGAGCCCAGGACACAUAUACAACUUUUACAGGGUUCUGGCUGUAAAUUACACACUGCACGAAUGGUUAUCUCACAAAUCCUCUCCCUGCACCAGAAAUGAGUGUAUUUGGCCUGUUGCCAGGAACCAGCAGAUCUAUAAUUUUACGUUGAUCGCUGAAAAUGUAAUGGGAGGAAGACGCAUCCAUGCCAUUGUGAAUCUAACAGAGAGAAUUCUACCGCUGGUUCCUUCAAAUCUGGAAGCAAGACAUAGAAACAGCUCCCACAUUACGUUGAACUGGGUCUUGAAAGCAGAUUACACGGCUCUUCGAUUACACUGUCAGACUGACUCUCAGGAAAACUUGGUAAACACGAUGAGUAGAGGAAAAAAAGCAUCAGACGUCUACAGCGUCAUCCUCGCCGGACUGCAGCCGUGGACUAAAUAUGACCUGAAAGUGCGAUGUAUGUCGGAGUCAUCCCUGGCUGGGUGGAGCACUUGGAGUCAAGAACUAUCAGUCUGGACACAUGAAGAUGUGCCCACAGGUGCGCUCGAUGUUUGGAGACAGGUAAAGAGAGGAGAAGGACGGCGGCUUGUGACUCUGUACUGGAGACCUUCACCAGCAUUUAGUGCCAAUGGAAUUAUAUCUCACUACAACAUCAGAUGGUGGACGCUAGAGGGCGCGCUCAUAAGCAACAACAGCAAAGUCUCUGCACAGGAGAACAGCUCACGGAUAUCAAUAGGUAGACAAGCGUACGCCUUUAGCGUCAUGGCGGAGAAUGGAGCUGGCAAAUCUCCAGCCACUGAGCUAAGGAUCCCUAGAGCCAGAACAAAUGACGAUGAGCAUGUGGCUGUCCAGAAGACUUCCAGCAGAGAUGGGGGAAUUUACCUACAGUGGGAACGGAACCCUACUCUGCUUGGAUAUGUGGUGGAAUGGUGCAAUGAACCCAAACGUCCUCACUGUGACCUUCAAUGGAAAAAGUACAAUUCCAGCAUUGACAGCGACGUUGUCACAUCCGGUGCCUUUAGACCAGGCGUGAGAUAUCAUUUCCAUAUUCAUGGAUCCAAAGAAGACGGAGAACACUUACUGGGGAGUAGGAUGGGGUAUACAGUGGAAUUGGUGUCUUCCGUCAAGCCAAAAGCUGAAAUCCGUAAGAUCAAUGCAAAUUCCCUGUCAUUGGACUGGAGCCCUUAUCCAACAGAUGAGUCUCAGGAAGGCUUUGUAACCGGAUACAUCAUUUACCUGAAGAACACCGGUGGAGUCUGUGAGACGGGGAUGUCCGAUGAUCACAUAUAUUUCAAUGGCUCAGAUGUUUGCAGGCUUCAUAAAAAAGAUCCGAAUGAUAUGGAGAUCACGAUAAAUGGACUACAAUCAAAUACGACAUAUGAAGUAGCAGUAACGGCCCUCACAGGCGGAGGUGAAACGGAGGUUGAGUUUACUAAAGCCCAUACGCCACCGGGCACGGGAGCAGUGAUCCUUCCAAUCCUACUGCCGGUUCUUACAGUUGCACUGCUGGCACUAGCACUAAUCUCCGUAGGAUGCUGGAAGAGGGCUUGGUUAAAGGAAAUGUGUUAUCCUGAUAUUCCAGACCCAAACAAGAGUAAGAUCCUCUCCUUCCCUGCACCCAAGGGUGUAGCAGACAGACACUGCCGACCAGCAGACAUUGGAUGUGCUACCCAGAUGGUGGAAGUUGUCAGUCAGCAAAAUUUAGAGUGCACCAAAACUUAUGACAGCAUCAAUAAUACAAGUGGCGAUCAACUCGACUUGCUCUAUACCUGUAUACAGAAAAAUAACCAGUCCGGGUGCGGAGUAAAUUUACAUUACGUUACUGGUAGUGCUGAAAAUGCAAACACUUUGCACGAAACAACACAUGAACCAUCUGAUGUUCCUGGAACGAAGUACCAGGAGUUCUUCAACCAGAAUUACACCAGCUCACCUGAUUGUACCUUUGAUUGUUCAACAAGUCCUGGAUAUAGACCUCAAGCAGACAGUGCUCCACGCCCAAUGGAUGAUGCACCUGGGUUAGAUGCCUUCAACCAUGCAAGAUGUACGUAUCUGGAGGCAAGCCCCGAUGAAGUGGAGGUAUGCUUUACAAAUGUUCCCGAUUUGGAGAGGGAGCCGAGGAGCCCAACUUCUGUAGACUCAACCACAUUCAUACUUGUAGCCUAAAGGAACGCUUCAAACUUUAUAUGGAACGUACAUUAAUGUGGAUGUCUCAGAUAUAAAUGUAUGGACAUGGACGAAUAGACACACUUUGGCAUUAAAUACAGACUUCAGUUAGGUAACGUCCUAGCUUUGAAUGAGUGCAUAAAGGACAAGAGAAGCACAUAGACAUUGCGGCAUUCUGGGCUCUAAAUGUUCCUGUUGUAGAGGAGUCAGCCAUUGUGGGAGCCGACCACGUCUUCAUUCAACUAGGAACUUAUGCAACAGUGACAUCAAUGCUUCCUCCUUGUGAAUUUAUAGGCUGUAUUCUUGGCUAUAUUGGUUCAACCCACAAAAUAGCUACAUCUAAUGAAUGUAGGCAACUGGUAAACUUUAAUCUAGUUCCAUUAACCUCUUCAGUGGUAUGCCCGGAAAAUUUCCGGGGCCAGCUGCGCUGUGCAGACUGGUUACGCCGGAAAUUUUCUGGGGCAUGCCACUGCUCCCCCUCCCUCCUCCUCGCACUCCGCUUGGCUGGUGGACUUUUGCACUAUGACACAAUCGCGUCAUUCCGCAAAACUCCGUCAGCCGAGCGGAGUACAAUGGAGGAUGAGGGGAGAGGAUUUUAGUGCUGGUGGGCUAGUGCCCUCGGGCAAAUGCUACCCCAUAGGGAUGGCCAUCAGUGGGUUAUCCAUCGAUGGUCACCAUCAAUGGAAAACCUUGAUGGUGUAAAACCAUCUGGAAUGGGUCCAUUGAUGGUUUUACCCAUCGAUGGUCAUCCCUGCAUUACUGUACAAAUGCGGGCCAAUCAGAGCCCAGGAGCGUGGCUUAGCAGGUGUCAGGGGGCGGGGCUGAGCUCCGAGCCCUGACACUUAGAAAAAAAAUAAUAAUAAUAAUUCGGUAGCACUGAACCAUCGUUGGCGGGAUAUGGUUUUCCCCCAUCGAUCGGUAAAAGUAGUCGACAUCGGUCAUAGACCAUUGAUGAUUUUGAAUCAUCAAUGGUCUAUGGCCAUCCCUAGCUACCCCUAGGCAACGAGCAUUCCCUAAGGCAACGAGCAUUCCCUGUGGCAACAAACAUGGAUCCCAGAGCAUAAAACCCCUGGCAAAAAGCAUGACAUAGUGCGUGAAACCCCUGGCAACGAGCAGGUAAAAAAAAAUAAAAACCAACCCUGGGAGGUGUGACCAAAUUCCAAAAAGUCACCACAGAAGGGGUUUAAGGGAUCUGGCAUAUGCAGGGUCACACAGGAGCAUAAUAUACAUAUGUCACUGACAAUACAUAACCACCUCCUGCUCUGAUCCUCGCCCGCUCAACUCAUCCAACUCCAACAUGCCCACUUGUGCUAAGAGCCUUACACAUGGUGCAAGUGGCGGCUGGUUGGUUAUUUUGCAGUAAUGUCCAUGGGUUAGACAGGUCAGCAUUGCUAGGUGACAUCUCGGUCAUCCAUCCAUGCACUGUGGGUGUCUCACCCUUUGCAAUAAUGUAACCUGCUUUAAACACUAUAAGGAGAAAGGCAUUAUAUCAAGAACCCAAUCUCCUUACAUGUAAUGGCAAUGUCUGGCACACACAUGCCUCCUGGUACUAAGGGGUACAUUUACUAAGCAGUGAUAAGAGCGGAGAAGUGAGCCAGUGGAGAAAUUUCCCCAUCAACCAAUGAGCAGCUCUGUAGCAUUUUAUAGUAUGCAAAUUAUAGAUGUUACUUCAGUGCUGAUUGGUUGCCAUGGGCACUACUCCAUUGGCUCACUUCUCCACUCUUAUCACUGCUUAGUAAAUGUCCCCCUAAGUCACUUAUGGGUAGGUUUCAUUUAUUCAUACCUUUACCUCAUAGUCACUCAUCUAAGGGCCUAAUGCAGACCUGAUCAUAGAUGUGCGGAAAAAUGCUCAUCUACAAUCAUAAUCUCUGACAUGCGGGGGGACACCCAGCACAGGGCUAGUCCGCCUUACAUGCCAGGCCCUACUCCCCCCUUCCCCGCAGACGUGCAAAAUCAUUGCACAGCGGCGAUGCUUUCACACCUGAAGAGUAGCUCUCUGCCUACAGAACCUAGCUGCGAAGGCAGGCGUCUAACCGCCAUGUUUUUGCCCGUAGUGGCUGCGUGUGAUGCCACACGCACGCUGCGGCCCGCCCCUGACUGACAUGACUGCGUUUUCGGUGCAUGGUUCUGGACAACGCAGGUGUGUCUGGACUGACACACCUGCGUUGUCCGGAACUGUGCACCGAAAACGCUGUCAUGUCAGUCAGGCAGAGGUGGUCGCACCAGUGAGAUGUCUUCGCAUCCUACCGUGUGUGCAAUGCAUGCGUGCUGCGGCUGCUGCGUGUGCGCACAGCUCACUGGGUUUCAGCCUGCGACCGCUGCUGCUACAGCAGCGACCAGGUCUGAAUUAGGCCCUAAGUCCAGUGCGGCCAUCCUUUGCCAGAUUCAUUGAGGAUUGGUGCAGUUGUCUGAUUACCUCACACAAGGAUUCGUACAGAUAGGGGUUUGUUUUACCCCUUUCUGAAAAACGCCAUAGGCUUUUAGUCUACCCCUGUCAUGUGAUCAGAAGCGGGGUCAGAAUCCAGCUCACCUACCUGCAGCUUCCAUUGCACGAUUGGCUGUGGGGUGAUGUAUAACAGAGUGGAAAGGGACGGUGUGAUGCAUGGAUUGAGUAGGAGUGAGGAAUAAUAAGGGUAAGGAGUCAUGAAGGUGGGUGAUGAAAAUCUGAUUGAGCCUUAGGACUCUCCCCUCUUUCCUGUCACACACCCUCCCUUGGUACACUUCAGUACGGAGAUGACCGCGGCUUCUUGCCUGAGAUUAUCAACGUUUUGUUACAAUCUCAUUCAUAUUAAUGUAAGGAACAUUUCUGAAGGGUUACAUACAGUAUGCUGAACAAACAGACAGUGAUCUGGAUAUAGCUGUACACUACAGACCAAAGAACUACUGCCUCUCCCUGUAACAACUGAAGACGAUAGGGGAGAUUUUCUGACCCUUUGUAAUUAAUGAGCCAACCUGUCUGAUAACAGUGUUGUGUAUGUAUGUACCUAUCUAUCUAGGUAUUAUAUAUAGAUAUAGGGGUCUAUUCAUGAAACAGUGAAAAGUGUGGAGAAGUGAGACUGUGGAGAAGUUGCCCAUGGCAACCAAUCAGCUGCUUCGUACAAUUCCACAGUAUGCAAAUGAUAAAUGUUAGUUCAAUGCUGAUUGGUUGUCAUGGGCAACUUCUCCACUGGCUCACUUCUCCAUACUUUUCACUGCUUCAUGAAUAGACCCCACAGAAACCAGCCUCUAUAUCCUACCGUUACCAGCAUCAACGAUGGAACGGACUGAAUUAAUAUGUUUUAAUAUUAGACAUGUUUUAUUGUGUGGUAGCACAACAGGUGGGAUAUACAAGUAGAAUGAGCAGAAUGGUGGGUAUAAUUACUUUUGUUUCUUUACACUCCAGUGCUCAUUUAAUGCUACGAUGAAUGAAGAUAAUUUAAGAUUGGGAGAUUUCUCAAACUACAUAUAUCAAUAUAUAUUUCAUAUUAAUUUUUUUUUUUUUUUACAGUUUUGUAGCAUAUAGAGUCCUAUAUUUUCAUGUACAAUA